GAAUCGGAGACCAAGGCAUUCAUGGCCGUCUGCAUUGAAACCGCCAAGCGCUACAGCCUGGACGACUACCGGACCCCCGUCUUUAUCUUCGAGAGACUCUGCAGCAUCAUCUACCCGGAGGAGAACGAAGUGACGGAGUUCUUCGUCACCCUGGAGAAGGACCCCCAGCAAGAGGAUUUCCUGCAGGGCCGGAUGCCCGGGAACCCUUACAGCAGCAACGAGCCGGGCAUCGGGCCGCUGAUGAGGGACAUCAAGAACAAGAUCUGCCAGGAUUGCGACUUGGUGGCUCUGUUGGAAGACGACAGCGGCAUGGAGCUUCUGGUGAACAACAAGAUCAUCAGCUUGGACCUCCCAGUUGCUGAAGUGUACAAGAAAGUCUGGUGUCCGACUAACGAGGGCGAGCCCAUGAGGAUAAUUUAUCGCAUGCGCGGCCUGCUGGGGGACGCCACGGAAGAAUUCAUAGAGUCUCUGGAUUCCACCACAGAUGAAGAGGAGGAUGAGGAAGAGGUGUACAAGAUGGCGGGAGUCAUGGCGCAGUGCGGCGGCCUAGGCUGCAUGCUGAACCGCUUGACCGGGAUCAAAGACUUCAAACAAGGCCGGCAUCUGCUGACGGUCCUGCUGAAACUCUUCAGCUACUGCGUCAAAGUGAAGGUCAACCGUCAGCAGCUGGUGAAGCUGGAGAUGAACACCCUCAACGUCAUGCUGGGCACGCUGAACUUGGCUCUGGUGGCCGAGCAGGAAAGCAAGGACAGCGGGGGAGCGGCGGUGGCAGAACAGGUCCUCAGCAUCAUGGAGAUUAUCCUGGACGAGUCCAAUGCAGAGCCACUGAGUGAGGACAAGGGCAACCUGCUCCUGACAGGCGACAAGGACCAGCUGGUGAUGCUGCUGGAUCAGAUCAACAGCACGUUUGUCCGCUCCAAUCCCAGCGUGCUCCAGGGCCUCCUGCGCAUCAUCCCUUACCUGUCCUUCGGGGAGACGGAGAAGAUGGAGAUCCUGGUGGACCGAUUCAAGCCCUACUGCAGCUUCGACAAGUACGACGAGGAACACAGUGGGGACGACAAGGUCUUCCUGGAUUGCUUCUGCAAAAUCGCCGCCGGCAUCAAGAACAACAGCAACGGGCACCUGCUGAAGGACCUCAUCCUGCAGAGAGGGAUCACCCAGGGCGCCUUGGACUACAUGAAGAAGCAUAUCCCCAGCGCCAAGAAUUUGGACGCCGAUGUGUGGAAGAAAUUUCUGUCUCGACCGGCCCUCCCGUUUAUCCUGCGGCUACUCCGAGGACUCGCCACUCAGCAUCCAGCUAGCCAGGCGCUGAUUGGGACCGAUUCGAUCUCCAACUUGCACAAGCUGGAGCAGGUCUCCAGCGACGAAGGCAUCGGGACGCUGGCCGAGAACCUCCUGGAAGCCCUCCGGGAACACCCGGACGUGAACAAGAAGAUCGACGCGGCCCGCCGGGAGACGCGGGCGGAGAAGAAGCGGAUGGCUAUGGCCAUGCGGCAGAAGGCCCUGGGCACCCUCGGCAUGACGACGAACGAGAAGGGACAGGUGGUGACGAAGACAGCGCUGCUGAAGCAGAUGGAGGAGCUGAUCGAAGAACCCGGCCUGACGUGCUGCAUCUGCCGGGAAGGCUACAAGUUCCAGCCCACCAAAGUCCUGGGCAUUUACACCUUCACCAAGCGGGUGGCCCUGGAGGAGUUUGAGAACAAGCCUCGGAAGCAGCAGGGCUACAGCACCGUCUCCCACUUCAACAUCGUCCACUACGACUGCCACUUGGCAGCGGUCAGGUUGGCACGGGGCCGCGAGGAGUGGGAGAGCGCCGCCUUGCAGAAUGCCAACACUAAAUGCAACGGCCUCCUGCCAGUCUGGGGGCCGCACGUCCCAGAAUCUGCCUUCGCCACCUGCUUGGCAAGGCACAACACUUACCUCCAGGAGUGUACGGGGCAGCGGGAGCCCACCUACCAGCUCAACGUCCACGACACCAAGCUGCUCUUCCUCCGGUUUGCCACGGAGCAGUCGUUCAGCGUGGACACAGGCGGCGGUGGCCGGGAAAGCAACAUCCACCUGAUCCCCUACAUCAUUCACACAGUGCUUUACGUCCUCAACACGACGCGGGCGACCUCCCGAGAAGAGAAGAAUCUGCAGAGCUUCCUGGAGCAGCCGAAGGAGAAGUGGGUGGAGGGGGCCUUUGAGGUGGACGGGCCCCAUUACUACACCGUCCUGGCGCUCCACAUCCUGCCCCCCGAGCGGUGGAAAGCGAUGCACAUCGACAUCCUGAAGCGUUUGCUGGUCAUCUCCCACGCCCGGACGGUGUCCCCGGCGGGAGCAAGCAAGCUAACGGACAGAGCCGUGAAGGACUACGCUGCCUAUCGCUCCAGCCUCCUGUUCUGGGCCCUCGUUGAUCUCAUUUACAACAUGUUCAGA
Molecule: messenger RNA, 2418 nt
Organism: Protobothrops mucrosquamatus (brown spotted pit viper)
Lineage: Eukaryota; Metazoa; Chordata; Lepidosauria; Squamata; Viperidae
Product: E3 ubiquitin-protein ligase UBR4-like
Exons: 17
Source: RefSeq, a predicted model, not a curated record